AACGCAACUCAAGAAAGAAACAGCACGCAGGUUAUGCCAACGUUAAAUGAAAAUUAUCUCCCUCUCAUACUGUUAGGCUUUCUUUCAUGCCUCAUAGUCAUUGUAAAUUCUCUAGUGAUCGUUUUGGUGAGCAGAAAUAAGCAACUCCAAACAGUGACAAACUUAUGCUUAGCUUGCUUAGCACUGUCUGAUCUACUCUCAGGGCUUGUCGCCAUUCCUUUGAUAUUUGCCUGCAACCUCACCGUUUCAGACGGAUUGCGCUUCUGUAUUGCUAUGGAUCUGGCCUCCAGGUUCAUAGCCAUCUCGACAAUAUUACAUCUUCUCGUCGUGACGUUUGAACGAUACGUGAUGAUUAUCUACCCCAUGAGAUAUUACAGAAUCGUGAGCAAACAACGAAUAGGGGCCUUGAUGAUGUUUGUUUGGACCUUCUCUUUAGCUGUCUCGCUUAUACAACUGAUUUGGAUCAGCCUUGGGUCAACUCAAACACCAAAUGAACUUUACAGUGAUGUUAUUUACAGCUACAGCUGCUUUGUGGGCCUUGUCGCUCUUCCCUUAUUACUCCUCGCGGCCGCUUAUGGACGCAUUUUCUUGGUGCUGCGCGGUCAACUACGAAAAAUUCGACGACAAUUGUCUCAUAUUCGGAACUCGAGAGGUGCUCAGCAAAAGCGGGGACAAAAACGUGCCGUGACCAUUCUAGCCUCAAUGAUUCUCGCCUUCAUUUUUGGUUGGUUUUCGUACUUCCUUAGCUCGAUUUUCCAUGACGAGAAUAUAGUGGCACACUUUCCACCGGCCGUCAAUAUAUUGCUUCUUUUCAUGCGAUUUGGAACUUCCCUUGUCAAUCCCCUCUUGUACACUUUGUUUAAAGAGGAUUUUAGAAGUGUUUUAAGGUUGUUCGUUUUUAGAGAUGAACAAAAUCAUUUGAACCAAAUUCCAUUGAGCACCAAAGCCGGUAGGGCAACGACAUCUGAUUAA
Molecule: messenger RNA, 972 nt
Organism: Pocillopora meandrina
Lineage: Eukaryota; Metazoa; Cnidaria; Anthozoa; Scleractinia; Pocilloporidae
Source: the annotation of a GenBank genome assembly